This is a messenger RNA of Grus americana (Whooping crane), 4209 nucleotides long. It is a transcript of the gene TEAD3, whose product is annotated as TEA domain transcription factor 3. Gene Ontology annotation, molecular function: RNA polymerase II cis-regulatory region sequence-specific DNA binding; DNA-binding transcription factor activity, RNA polymerase II-specific. Bases 307 to 1605 code for a protein of 432 amino acids. The transcript has 14 exons. The record is from RefSeq and is a predicted model, not a curated record. Gene Ontology annotation, biological process: embryonic organ development; positive regulation of transcription by RNA polymerase II; hippo signaling. Gene Ontology annotation, cellular component: transcription regulator complex. Lineage: Eukaryota; Metazoa; Chordata; Aves; Gruiformes; Gruidae.
CUUUCUGCUCCUCCCUUGCAUAAACUUUCCCGUCCCUGCGCCUGGCUCCGUGCGCGGACCCGGGAGCCCGCCGCGCUCCCCGCAUUCCUGCCGCCCUUCCCGGCCCGGCCCCGGUCCGGUCCCGGUCCCGGUCCCGGUCCCGGUCCCGGCACCCACGGCCGGCCCAGCCCCUCCGGAGCACGGAGCAGGUUGUCGCGUGUCCGUGGGGGCUCGGGGUCGGAGCCCAGAGCAGCCAGCACCAUAGCGUCCAACAGCUGGAACGCCAGCGGCAGCCCCGGGGAGGGGCGGGAAGAUGGCCAGGACGGCAUGGACAAGAGUCUGGACAAUGAUGCCGAGGGUGUGUGGAGUCCGGACAUUGAACAGAGCUUCCAGGAGGCGCUGGCGAUCUACCCCCCCUGCGGCCGGCGGAAAAUCAUCCUCUCGGAUGAGGGCAAGAUGUACGGUCGUAAUGAACUGAUAGCCCGGUACAUCAAGCUGCGGACAGGGAAGACACGGACGAGGAAGCAGGUGUCCAGCCACAUACAGGUUCUAGCUCGGAAGAAGGUGCGGGAGUACCAGGUUGGCAUCAAGGUCUCUAGCCACUUGCAGGUUCUUGCCCGACGGAAAUCUCGUGAGAUUCAGUCCAAGCUGAAGGCCAUGAACUUGGACCAGGUCUCGAAGGAUAAGGCUCUGCAGAGCAUGGCUUCCAUGUCCUCCGCGCAGAUCGUGUCGGCCAGCGUCCUGCAGAACAAGCUCAGCCCCCCGCCUCCUCUUCCUCAGGCCGUCUUCUCUGCUGCCCCCAGGUUUUGGAGUGGGCCUAUCCCAGGACAGCCUGGACCCUCUCAGGACAUUAAACCAUUUGCACAACCAGCUUACCCCAUCCAGCCACCCAUGCCUCCAUCACUAGCCAGUUAUGAGCCCUUGGCUCCGCUCCCACCAGCCGCCUCGGCCGUGCCCGUCUGGCAGGACCGCACCAUUGCCUCCGCCAAGCUCCGGCUCCUUGAAUACUCCGCCUUCAUGGAGGUGCCACGGGAUGCCGAAACGUACAGCAAACACCUCUUUGUGCACAUCGGUCAGACAAACCCCUCAUACAGCGAUCCGCUGCUGGAGGCCGUGGACAUCCGCCAGAUCUAUGACAAGUUCCCUGAGAAGAAAGGUGGCCUCAAGGAGCUCUAUGAGCGUGGGCCACAGAACUCCUUCUUCCUCGUCAAAUUUUGGGCGGAUCUGAACAGCACAAUCCAGGACGGGCCGGGGACUUUCUACGGUGUCAGCAGCCAGUACAGCAGUGCAGAGAACAUGACCAUCACAGUCUCCACCAAGGUGUGCUCCUUUGGGAAGCAGGUCGUGGAGAAGGUGGAGACAGAGUACGCACGGCUGGAGAAUGGCCGGUUUGUCUACCGCAUCCACCGGUCUCCCAUGUGUGAGUACAUGAUCAACUUCAUCCACAAACUCAAGCACCUCCCAGAGAAGUACAUGAUGAACAGCGUCCUGGAGAAUUUCACCAUCCUGCAGGUUGUUACGAAUAGGGAUACCCAGGAAACCUUGCUCUGCAUAGCCUUCGUUUUCGAGGUCUCCACCAGUGAGCAUGGCGCCCAGCACCACGUGUACAAGUUGGUCAAGGACUAGGGGCCCUCGGGGACGGGCAGGGGCACAAGGGGUGCACAGGGGAGGGAGGGGGCCAUGUAGAAAAUCCACCUGUGCCUGUUGCCUCCUGAGAAGUCAUUUGAAGAGAGGAGGAGGAGGAAGAAAAACAAUAGCCAAAAAAGACUGACUUGUGAUCGCAGAUGUUUUCUACUUAGGAACAGUUUCUUUUUUUUUUUUAAAUAAAUUUAAAAAAAAAAAGAAGAAUGGGAAAGGAAGCAUAGGGAAAAAGGAAACCUGCGUCCGGCGCUGGAUGGGGAGAGACUGGCCUUUGGUGUCACCGAUGAAGGCCAGGAGCCUGCUAUGCCACCACCAGCAGCAGGACGUUGGAGUGGAGGAUGACCCCUCCUUUUGCCUUCCCCCUUGCUUGGAUGAAGUCCCUGUCCUGAGGGGAGAGAAACGAGCAUGGAUGGGCUGGAGGACAUGGCAUCACGCCAGGUCUGGGCCAAAACCGACUGGCAUGGCAGCGGCUGCGGCAUUGGUACUGCCCGGCAGAGCCCGGUGCAGUGGGUGGCGGCGGGGACAUGGGGAUAGACGUGCUGAGGUGGGAACAGGUAGGAGCAUGGCAGGGUGGUGGAGGGGGAUGCUGCUGCGUCCCCAGGGACCAGCACCUGGGAUGCUCCUCUGCCUGGGACACUGGGAGUUGGCAGCACUGAAAGCAGGAAGGCAUCAAUGAUGCAAACCAUUUUUUUUAUGGCUCUUUUUUCCCCUUUUUUAAAUUAAAGUGCUUUUUGAUACUUUUAAAAAAGACACCAUGCUUGUAAUCAGGAUUAUGCCCCGCUGCAGUGUAUGGGACCUGCCCCCCGCCACCCACCCCACGCUGGUGACUGGAGGAGGUGACGCAGAGAGUUGGAGCUGUGCAGCAAAAUUGGCAGGCACGGGGAGCUGGCUUGUGUAGGGAUGUCUCCAUCACUCGGGUUGCUGCAGCCUGGAGGCUGGUUUUUAUGUGGCAGUGGGAUCCCCUGAGCUCUGUGUGCUUUCAGGGAUUGCAUUUGGGGGCGGCUCAGGCUAAACGUACCCCUCUGUAGUCACUUGCUGAAGAGUAAUGAGGAGAGAGCAGUGAGGGUGGAUUUGCCUGAUUUACUUUGCAUGUGUACCUUUUUCAUCCCCCCCCCUUUUUUGUGUGUUAACUAUUCUGGUUUCAGCUGCUCCCCACAGCCGCUCCGGCUGGCUUGCCUGCAUCCCAUGGGAAGCAGCCAGGGAAGCAGUUCAUGCAGGGGGAAGCAUGUUGUGCAAUGCAGGACCAGGCUGCAAGCGGGCAGAGUUUGGGACAGAGGUGACAAAGAGGGGACAGAGGACAGGAGGGACACCAGGACAAAGAACUAGGUCUGCUUGGAGGUAGUUUUGUGGCUGGUCCUGAGGGUGCAGCUCCAAGGGCAGAGCUCGGGGAGAGCAUCCCCAGGGUGCAGGAGGGACGCAGAGAGACAGAGGUUGAGUCUUGUGGCGGUGGCAUGGAGCAAGGUGGCAGGAGGCUGGCAAGGGGACAAGGAGCCUGAGAGGGGCAGGUCUGGGUGGGUUUCUCAUGCCGGUGGGAUAAUGAAGGCAGCAGGAGGUGCAGAACCAGGUGCUGCGGGAGGGCAGGAGUGGUUUGAAGGGUGCUGGAGCCCAGGAUGGGGGGACAGAGGGGUUUAGGCUUGAUGCUGCCGGGUGCGGAGGAGCAGGCUCAACCCCAGGAAAGGACCUUGGCUGCCAUCGCAAUGCCACAUGUCCCACGAGGCACAGGGACUUUGACCUCUCACUGCUGGGAGAAGCCACCCAUCCCCGCGGGACAGGGCAGAGCCACCCCAGCCCUGUGCCCGGGCAAGGACUCGGUGGUGGGGCUGGACGGAGGCAGCUGUGGUGAGCUGGGGCGGCUGGAGCAGGGGAGAAAGAGAGAGGGAGAAAUCCAGGGAAAGGCAUCAGCAUCCCAUCCCAGGGCUGUGCUGAGGCCACCUGGCUGAGUUCUCAUAUGUAGCAUGUUUCUUUGUUGUUUCGUGGUUCUUUGUCUUUCUUUCAUUUCACUCACUGAUCUAAAACUCUGGGAAUGAAAACAAAACUUCCCCGCCAUAAAACACAGGCAUGCCCUGCUCCUGGCCCUGCUGGGGGACGAAGCUCUUUGUUAACUGGACCGGUUUGUGCCUCCAUCCCUCCCUCCAUCCCUGCAUCCCUCCAUCCCACCUGCACCGAGCCCUGGGGCACCCACCUGCACCCCACGCACAAGGUGCCUGAUACCCCCAAUGGCCCUGGCCGGUGUUUAGCAACAAUCCCAGAGACACCUUCUCAACCCCCCCAGCCCCUCCGUUCUCCUCCGGUGUAUUUAUGAAUUUCACAUGAAGUACUGUUUUAUUUUUUUAAAGACUUUGUAAAGCUUACCAGGGUUACAUUCACCAUUUUUAGAGCUGUGUCAGUCCACAAUGUUAAAAAUCCAUUUUUUUAUGUAUUAUAUUUUUUGUGUAUUUUUUUUUAAUCCAGCUGUGAUGGGUUGUAUCAUAUAUUUGUUGUGUUUACUGUAUCUGUCCAACUUCAAAGAGAGGAGACUGUGGAGCUCCGAGAAAACUACGGUCUGCUGAAAAAACACAUUAAAAUUAUUUGUUCAUGGGUUGACUCAAA